CCUUCCGUUCGAGACGGUAUCUCUACCCAGUCCAGAGCCUCGCAUUUACCUCUGGCCAAAUCAAAUUGGGCGCUUCCUCUCGAAAGGGGCCCAUUCCUGGCAGUCCAUGUUACGUGCGGCAUAACAUUCACGUUCGGUGGUCUAGGCGUGGAGCCUCAUACCACACAGGUCAUGUCAGCCGUCACUGAGAAGCCUGUUCCGGGCCUCUUCUGCUGUGGUGAGAUGUUGGGCGGCUUGUUUUUUGAAAACUAUCAUGGCGGUAGCGGUUCGACUGCUGGUACAGUUUUCGGAAGAAGAGCCGGCUUGUAUGCAGCUGAGGCGGCCUCAAUAGCUUUG
Capronia coronata CBS 617.96 is the source of this 336-nucleotide messenger RNA. RefSeq lists its product as uncharacterized. NCBI's taxonomy places the organism in Eukaryota, Fungi, Ascomycota, Eurotiomycetes, Chaetothyriales, Herpotrichiellaceae. The transcript has a single exon. The record is from RefSeq and is a predicted model, not a curated record. The annotation marks the transcript as partial.